This is a messenger RNA of Candoia aspera, 7302 nucleotides long. RefSeq names its product WW and C2 domain containing 2 (gene WWC2). The coding region runs from base 311 to 3892 and encodes 1193 amino acids. The transcript has 23 exons. Gene Ontology annotation, biological process: regulation of hippo signaling; cell migration; regulation of DNA-templated transcription. Gene Ontology annotation, cellular component: cytoplasm. Lineage: Eukaryota; Metazoa; Chordata; Lepidosauria; Squamata; Candoiidae. The record is from RefSeq and is a predicted model, not a curated record. Gene Ontology annotation, molecular function: molecular adaptor activity; kinase binding.
GCCGCUGCCGCCGCCGCCGCCGCCGCCCGGGACGGAGCCGGUUCUCCCCCUCCCCCCGGAACAUAGGCAGCGCCUCGUCUUAGCCUGGACCCCCUGACCCCCUGCUGCCAAUACGGAAUAAGGGCCGAAGGCGGAGGCUCCCGUCCAGACAUGGUGGACUGAAACUCAGGAGUUUCCUGGCCCAUUGCACGACUCUGCCUCCCUCCACCCGCCCAGAGCUCCAGGGGAAGGAGGGGGGCGUCUUUUCCCGCUUCCCUCCUUUCUUUCUUGUUUGCUGUCCCUAUGGAGCAGCUAUCCCCUGUCUUCGACCAUGCCUAGAAAAAUGGGGAAUGGGCAAUUGCCCUUACCCGACGGCUGGGAGGAGGCGAGGGAUUUCGAUGGGAAAGUCUUCUACAUCGACCACAACACCAAGCAGACCAGCUGGAUCGACCCUAGAGACAGGUUAACAAAGCCAUUAUCCUUUGCAGACUGUGUCGGAGAUGAGCUACCAUGGGGAUGGGAAGCUGCAUACGAUCGUCAGAUUGGUGUCUACUAUAUCGACCACAUAAACCAAACUACACAGAUAGAAGAUCCAAGAAAGCAAUGGCGGCAAGAACAAGAAAAAAUGUUAAAAGAUUAUCUUACUGUAGCUCAAGAUGCACUUAGCACUAAAAAAGAACUGUUCCAUGUGAAAGAGCAGAGGCUGGCUCUUGCCCUGGGUGAAUAUGUACGGCUGAAUGAUGUUUACAAGGAAAAAUCAAGCUCUUAUACAAGUCUAUUCUCAAGCUCCUCUUCCAGCACAAAAUAUGAUCCUGAUAUUCUGAAAGCAGAAAUCUCCACUACAAGAUUAAGGGUUAAAAAACUGAAGAGGGAACUCUUGCAGAUGAAGCAAGAAUUAUUAUAUAAGGAGCAAGGCUAUGAAACAUUACAACAAAUUGACCAAAAAAUGUCUGGAGGCCAGAAUGGAUAUGAGUUAAGUGAAGCCAAAGCCAUUGUGAAUGAAUUGAAGUCUAUCCAAAAAGCUAUAAGCUCUGGUGAAAAAGAGAAGCAAGAUUUAAUGAAGAGUCUUGCAAAGUUGAGAGAAAGAUUCCUCCUUGGUCAAACUGUUGCCCAAUCAGAAUCAGACUUGAGCUGCAGCCUGGCACAUUCCCAACUGUCUGUCUCCAAGCAAACUUUGGAUGCAGGGUCUCAGACAGACAUUUCUGGUGAUGGUUGUGUCAAGAACAUGGCCAAUUUAGCUGAAAAGGUCAGAUUGAGUCUUCAAUAUGAAGAAGCCAAAAGAAGAAUGGCAAACUUAAAAAUUGAACUGUCUAAGUUAAAAAGUGAAGCUUGGCCUGGGGCACUGGAUGUUGAGAAGGAAAAGUUGAUGCUGAUAAAUGAAAAGGAAGAGCUUCUGAAAGAGCUUCAAUUUGUCACCUCAUGUAAACGCACGCAAGAUGAAUUGAAGCAUCUAGAAACAGAAAGGAAGAGACUGGAAGAGGAGCUAUCUAUGAAAAGCACGCCUAGUGAGGAACUUACAGAGAGGUUGAAAUUAGAAGAUAGAAAGAAUAAAUUAGUUAAAAAACUUGAAGAAACUAGUCACCUAACAACUCAUUUACAUUCCCAACUUAAAAGCCUCUCUGCCAGUACAUUAUCUAUGUCUUCAGGGAGCAGCUUGGGAUCCUUAGCAUCCAGUCGAGGGUCCCUGAACACAUCUAGUAGGGGGUCACUGAAUUCUCUUAACUCUACAGACCUCUACUACAACCAAGGUGAUCAACCUGCAGAUUUAGACUAUCAAUAUAAAUUGGAUUUCAUAUUGCAAGAGAAAUGUGGUUAUAUUCCUUCAGGCCCUAUUACCACCAUUCAUGAAAAUGAAGUGGUCAGCUCCCAUGAGAAAAUGGGAUACAGUGACUCUUCCAGUUCUUUGGCAGCAAAUCAUGCACCCAAAAUAACUGAACCUCCUAAAUCUGUCACAUCAUUCUCUUCAAGAUCUUCCCUUUCAUCAUUAUCUCCUCCUGAAUCACCCUUGGUUUUAGAAGGUGGAUUUUCAGUCCCUCCUCAAGAUUCUCCAUUGCAUCAUUUCACCACGGACUUUGAGGACUGUGAUUUACCCAGUGACUUUGCAGGUGUUACCACCUGUGAGAACCAAAUUUUGCUGGAUUCUGAAACUAGAAUAUCUUCUCAAUCACUUGUUAAUGAUAAAUACCACAAUGAAAGUGUUGCACAGAGCAUAUCACAUUCAAGAAAUACAGGUGUUGACUUUUCAAGAAGAACAACUCAUUUGCUUGACGAGAAGGCAGGCUGUGUAUCUGCUGCUGUAUCUGAUGAGUCUGUGGCUGGAGACAGUGGUGUAUAUGAAGCUUCUGUUAAACAGCCCAAUAACAAUGAAGAAGUUGCAUGUAGUGAAGAUGAUACCACAAUUCUGGAAACUGCUCAAGUUCAAAUAGGGCUCCGAUAUGAUACGAAGAGCUCAAGCUUUGUGAUCAUUGUGAUGCAGUUACAAAAUCUUCAGGCUCUUUCAAUAGCCCCUGGUAGCAAAAUAUAUUUUAGACUUGCACUCCUCCCACCUUCAACUGACAUCAACUGUCUAUUCCGUACAAAGAUCCAUCCUGCUACUGAACCUCUUUUAUUUAGUGAGAUGUUCAGAGCAGUUAUUUCCCAGGCAGUCUUGCAGCAGAAAACUUUGAGAGUAGAUAUCUGCUCUGUCAGUAAAACUCACAAGGAAGAAUGUCUAGGUGGAACUCAGAUAAGUCUGGAAGAUGUAUCCUUUUCACAUGAGAUGUCUACUCUGUGGUAUAAUUUGCUGGCUUCUAAGCAGACUGUUGAAAAAAGGAAUAUGAAGCCAAAGAAGUAUUCUGCCUUUGUAGCAACCAAUCCAUCGCCUGGUUCCUUGGAUGCUGUCUCAGCAUUGUUGGAAAGGACAUCAGCUGAGCUGCAAGCUGUAGAACAAGAGUUGGCAGAGAAGGAGGGAGAAGGGGAGGAGGAAGAGGAAGAUGAAGAAGCUCAGGAUACACAGGAAAACCAAAGUUGUGAAGAAGACUGGCUAGGAAUACUGGCAGAAGCAUCCAGAGAAAUUGUGAAUGAAGAAGAGAACAAUAUUAAACGGACAGAAGAAGACAGAUGCACAGAUAGCAAGAGACUGAACUCUAAUUUGGAACAGGCAGAUGGAAUUGAACAUGAGAAAGACAGCAACUUUACAGAAGUGGAUCUCAACACACAAACAGUGGUAUCCCCAAUACUGGUUGAUAGGGAAACAAAUACAGAAGAUAGGACUGAGUGUGUAGCUAUACGACCCAAGGACAAAGCCAGCCUGAAGUCGCAACAGCAUCCCUUUGUCAGAAACAGCAUGAUAGUACGCUCGCAGACAUUCUCUCCAGGCGAGCGGAACCAGUACAUCUGUAGGUUGAAUAGAAGUGAUAGUGAUAGCUCAACACUGGCCAAAAAAACUCUCUUUGUGAGAAAUUCCAUAGAACGGCGGAGCUUGAGAGUUAAAAGGCCUACUUGCCAGUCCAACCUGCGAAGAGCAACGCGAGAACGCCUGGUCCGUACUUCUCUUGACUUGGAGCUAGAUCUUCAGGCUUCCCGGACCCGACAGAGUCGCCUGAAUGAUGAACUACAGACACUUCGUGCUCUUAGGCAGAAGUUAGAAGAGAUGAAAGCAAAAGGGCAGACAGAACUUCCUCCGUGUGUUUUUGAGGAUGAAAGAUUCCAAAAGCUUUUGAAGGAAGCUGAAAAAGAGGCUGAACAAUCAAAGGAGAAAAAGAAACAGGGGUUAAACGCAGAAAAACUCAUGAGGAAAGCUUCAAAAGAUGUGUGCCGAUUACGAGAACAAAGCCAGAAAGUGCCACUACAGGUGCAGUCUUUCAGGGAGAAGAUGGCAUACUUCACAAGAGCGAAAAUAAGCAUACCAGCUCUACCAGCUGAUGAUGUCUAACAAUAUUUUGCAUCGCAAGGUGUUUUUCAUUUUUUAAGUAAAUGCUUUUAUAUUAUUGUUCUACAGUCUUUUAAAGAGAUAUUUUUUGCGUUCAACCUUAGAUACUGUUUAUAAAAAUACGGUGCAUUAUGCUCUAAUGUAACAUUUCAAAAGUAAAAACUCCUCCCAUUAUCUUUUCUCUAGAAAUCCAAAGUAGAAUGCAUUUGGUACACUGAUGAUGCUAAUUUUGUACAGUUUGUAUAUGUAUUACAGAUAUGCUACUAUUCUGUAAAUACGGAUGUAAGAACAAAGGUAAUGCCUAGUAUGUAUAUCCUAUUGAACUGCGCUGCUGCUCUGUAUCAUGAAAUACGUUCAACAGGAGGUUUCAUUUCACUGUUUUUUUUUCCACAAGACAGACUGUGAAAAUGGCUGUUGAGCCAUGCAAUAGGUUUUGAAAAAAGAGUAGUAGUAGUAGUAGUAGUAGUAGUAGUAGUAGGGUGUGUACAUAGCUUUCAGGAAAUGUGAGUCCUCUUCCAUACCAGCAGGUCUGUCUCGUGCAAACAGGUGCUGUUUAAAUUUCUGCUGUCUACAUUGGAACUUUCAACUUAGCCAAAAGGGUUUUUCCUUUCUACCUUUUUUGAGUGAAGGAAGAGGCCUAGGAUACUAAGCUGGAAGAAUAUACUUUUUGAAUGUACUGAAACUUGGGGCUGUAUUUGAAUUUUCAAGUCUCACUGUAUCUUGGAGCUUGGACAAAACAUGGGGCAAGUAUGUAACCCCACAAGGGUUAAAACUGAAAAUACCCAAAUAGAAGCUGUUUUCCGAAAAUGGACUCAGAUUCACAUGCAGAGUAUUUUAAACCUGAGUACUCAAAGAAUGAAAGUUAAAACAGACAUGUAAAUACAACCAGUAAGAGGUUAUUAAAAUAGUUACAUUCAUAGAGCCCAAAAAGACCCAUUUUCACAAGAAUUGUUCUUAAGAAAUGCAUUGAUCUAAAGAAGUGUUUCUCAACCUGGGCAACUGUAAGAUGUGUGGAGUUCAACUCCCAGAAUUCCCCAGCCAGCUUGCUGCAGAAUUCUGGGAGUUGAACUCCACACAUCUUUAAGUUGCCAAGGUUGAGAAACAUUAAUUUAAGCACCCAUUGUAUAUUAUUGUUAUAGAGAUUUCUUUUAAGAAAACCUGAUAAUAAGGAGCACUUAAAAUGAUAUUAGUAGGGUUAAGAUUAAAUAGACCAUGUAAGUUGUUUCCUAAAUUAAUUGUGGCACAAUAAGGAUUAAACAUGAUCAAUAAUCUUAGAUCGUUUAAACAGCAGCAUGUUUAGAUACAGGAUGAAAGACAGUAUGAAUGCAUGUAUCACAAUUUGAAUUGGAAACCAUUUUUCAGGUUAUUCUCCAAAGUAACCUUCUGUAUACAAGCUUACAUUAGGCUGUGCAAAGUAUUUGAAGAGGUGCUUCGCAAAGCAUGUUGGCCCAAAUAAAAUCUCACCCCCAUCCUCAAACCACUGAGGACGCUACAUCUUCCAGAAGGCUCAAGUUGGAGAAGGCUGCUUGUUCAGUCAUCCUUCUACAGUAUGUAGGAGCUGCUUUACCAGCUGUCCCCGGGGUUUCCGUCCAUGUAUGUACAUGUGCAGAGUCUAUGAACGUCUUUAAAGCCUAGAAAACCUGCCAAAACUUCUGAAGGAUCACUUCAAGGAGGUUUGCUUCAUUCACCUCAUCAUUGGGUUUUGCAUAGCCCUAGUACAGACACAGGUUUUCUUGGCAGUCCCUUGGUAAUUCUCAUCUGAUAACCAGGCACUGAUUAGUUCUGAUGUCAUCAUCAUGGAACACACAGUGAAUGGCACUUUGUUUCAGCUGUGAUGUCACAAGUUUUGCAGAUCAGACCAGAGCAAGGCAUCUAAUUGCUAAGAAGGGAUUGAAGAGCUAAUAGUGUAAAGAUUUUGCUAAAUUAAAUCUGCAUGCCAUAUUCCCCACUGAAUAAAGUAGAACUUCUGAGUAUGCAUUUGUAGGAUCAGGCUUUUUAAACAAUGUAAAUAUUGCUUCCAGCCUAUGGAAUUUCAGAUAAUGAGAGCAUGUAAGUUGUUUAGGCAGUUUUAAAGCCAUUUGAUGAAAGUACAAAAAAAAUGACAUGUUUUUCUGUAUGUGUUACAUAUUUACAAACACACACACAAAAGCCCACUGAGGAAACAAAAAGGCUUCUACUAAUUGCAUACUUGUUCAUUUUGCAACAUAAUUGUAUAUUAACAUGCUGUAUUUUAUUUUCCAAGGAUAUAAUAGUCUUGUUGAAAGAUUAGGAGAACAUUUACAGUAUGUUCAUUGCCAUCCUUAGAAUUACAGGAGGAAAUAAAUUAUUGUGUCUUAAUUUAUUUUUGUAAAUCUCCCAAAGGGUUCUAUUAUUAUGCACAACUAUGUGUAAUUAUUCAGAUCUUUUCAACAUUACUUCUAACUUGGAGGUAGGAAACUAAUUGUGCUUAAUAUUUUAUGGGUACCCCUCUUUUUUUAACCCAUGUUUUAGAAGUGAACUGAACAGAUACAUGCCAUUUAUUCUGUCAAGGUCAAUGUCUAAAAGCUGAAGUCGCAAAGUUAUUUAAUAUAGAAAUGAAGGCUGACUGUUUCAGCUUCUCAGUUUGACAAUAUAAUAAUGUUUAGAAUGAUGUAUAGAGUUGUAUCUUGUGAUUUAUUUAUUUUUAGUCUUAUUUAUGUACUGCUUAAUAUAGUUCGGUUCUGCACAUUUAAAUUUGCGUGUUAAAGAAAGCUACUGUGCAAACUGUUUUAUGCACACGUACAAAUACACCUCCCGCUUUCUCUUCUGAAUGUACACUAACAGUGUUCAGAGGGAAACAAAAGGAGUAAGAAUAUUUGCAAGAAUAAUUUUGUUGGCUGUUUGUAAAAAAGAUCUUCCAUCCAUGCAUUUUUUCACGUGCUAAAUUGCAGCAAUCUCAACUAAUUCUUAGGAAUACAUUUUGAAAUCCUGGAAGUUUUAUACAAAGUCUGUUUAGAGUUUUGAAACAACUUUGAAAACCGUGAUAAUGGACAAAUACCAGUCAAGUGUCAUGCUACACAGAUAUCACUUUUAUCGUAAGAGCUACCUAUCAGAUAAUAGAUCAGGUGUAAUUAUAUCUUGAUUGCCAUUACUUCAGUACAAUUUUGUACUGUUUAUCAUAUUCUAAGUAUUCCAAGUAUUAUACAAUAUUGCUUAGCCAAAUGAACGAAGUAUAGCAAAUCUUUUAUUGGAUGAAAAUAAAAUUUCAAUUUUUUACACUGAUGUUAUAUUUAAGUAUUAAGUGCUCAGAACUGAACUAAAUAUUUAAUCAGGUUAUAUCAUAAAUGUCUUUCUAUCCUAAUAUUGUCUGUAUAUGUACACAUCACCUAGAUUAACCUUUGUCUCUGCACUUUCCAGUUGUUUCAAUGAUUUGGAAAAAUACAGUUUUUUAACAG